Messenger RNA from Dromiciops gliroides (monito del monte), 1771 nucleotides. RefSeq names its product decaprenyl diphosphate synthase subunit 1 (gene PDSS1). Gene Ontology annotation, molecular function: prenyltransferase activity. The record is from RefSeq and is a predicted model, not a curated record. Gene Ontology annotation, biological process: ubiquinone biosynthetic process; isoprenoid biosynthetic process. NCBI's taxonomy places the organism in Eukaryota, Metazoa, Chordata, Mammalia, Microbiotheria, Microbiotheriidae. Gene Ontology annotation, cellular component: transferase complex; mitochondrion. Bases 118 to 1356 code for a protein of 412 amino acids. The transcript is spliced from 11 exons.
GCAGAGAGGUUUGGAAAAGUGUGUGGGCGGAAGUGCUUCUCGUGCCAGGUUUCCGGCUCCGGGUCCCCGCGGCUGGGGGUGGGGCGGAGCUGCUGCCUGAAGUUGCAGAGCGGGAUCAUGGCCUCGUUAGGCAGGGGCUGGCGGCGCUGCUGCUCUUGGAGAGCGGCCUCGGGGAGCCCCGGGCUCGGCGCUCUGCGGGGCCCGCCCGAAAGCCGGGGAUGGCCGGCCACCGCCCGCCCCUCGGCCGGCUCCCGGGGUCAGAUGCCUAAUUUCAGUCUUGUGAGAUGUUUAUUAUCCUUUCCAAAUAAGCACAGUAUAUCACGGUUUCAUCACACAACUCUGGCGGUGGGCUGCUAUAGCAAAACACAGAGUGGUGAGAAAUACGCAGACCCAUUUAAGCUUGGCCGGAGAGACCUGACUGAUUUAUAUGAAGAUAUUAAAAAGGAAUUAUUGGUAUCUACAAGAGAACUUAAGGAAAUGUGCGAAUACUACUUUGAUGGCAGAGGAAAAGCCUUUCGACCAAUUGUCGUGGUGCUAAUGGCCCGAGCUUGCAAUGUUCAUCAUAACAAUUGCCGUGAUAUGCAAGCAAGUCAGCGUACCAUAGCCUUAAUUGCAGAAAUGAUCCACACCGCUAGUCUGGUUCAUGAUGACAUUAUUGACGAUGCAAGCUCUCGAAGAGGAAAACACACAGUUAAUCAGAUCUGGGGUGAAAAGAAGGCUGUUCUUGCUGGCGAUUUUAUUCUGUCUGCAGCUUCUGUAGCUUUGGCACGAAUUGGAAAUACAACCAUUGUUUCUGUUUUAACACAGGUCAUUGAAGACUUGGUGCGUGGUGAAUUUCUUCAGCUGGGGUCAAAAGAAAAUGAGAACGAGAGAUUUGCUCACUACAUUGAAAAGACCUUUAAGAAGACUGCAAGUCUCCUAGCCAACAGUUGUAAAGCAGUCUCCAUCCUAGGGUGCCCUGACCCAGCAGUUCACGAAAUUGCCUACCAAUAUGGAAAAAAUAUUGGCAUCGCAUUUCAGCUGAUAGAUGACGUCUUGGAUUUCACUUCAUGUACUGACCAGCUGGGCAAACCAGCGGCAUCAGAUCUGAAACUUGGAUUAGCCACUGGUCCGGUCUUAUUUGCUUGCCAGCAGUUUCCAGAAAUGAAUGCAAUGAUAAUGAGACGGUUCAGUUUACCAGGAGAUGUCGAACGUGCUUGGCAAUACGUACUGCAAAGUGAUGGUGUGCAACAAACAACCUACCUCGCCCAACAAUAUUGCCAUAAAGCAAUAAGGGAGAUCAGUAAACUCCGACCAUCUCCUGAGAGAGAUGCCCUCAUCCAACUCACAGAAAUUGUACUCACACGAGAUAAAUGACAUCUCUCCAUUUUCUGUGGCAGCUAUUUACCAGACCGUGCCUAAGCGAUUUUAUGGAACUUUUUUUUUUCUUUCAUUGCAGAUUACCAAAAAUCAUUUUUUAAAAAAAUUAUUUCGACCUUGUUUAUUGGCAAUUUUUAAAAGAACUUUUUAAAGCCAGUUGUACUGAAGGAAGCCAUAAACUGUGUCAUUAAACCAUCUGAAUCUGUCCUUGGUUCCAGUGCUGUAAACUUUAAUGGGGGGUUUUAUUUAUGUGUGAUAUUGUUUACAAUGUUAAUAUCCACAUGUAAGGCCAUAAUAAGAAUAAAUAAUCAAUGUUUAAAAGAUUUGGAUUUUUCACCUUUCCUAUAAGACAUUUGGGAAUAUAAAAAUGACAGAGAAACAGCAAACUUCAGAUUCAAACUUAAAUUUUGGU